Polistes canadensis is the source of this 3362-nucleotide messenger RNA. It is a transcript of the gene dbo, whose product is annotated as kelch-like protein diablo. Lineage: Eukaryota; Metazoa; Arthropoda; Insecta; Hymenoptera; Vespidae. Gene Ontology annotation, molecular function: protein binding. The coding region runs from base 417 to 2282 and encodes 621 amino acids. The record is from RefSeq and is a predicted model, not a curated record. The transcript is spliced from 7 exons.
AUGACGAUCAUGGUGUACUACGAAUGGUACCCACAAAUCUUGUGAUAUUUGUUAAAAUGAAAGUUUACCCGCGUCGAAUAUCGCGGUACGCGCAGUAGAUUAAUUUAUAACAUUUUCUUUAUGAUAUUAUCUUAACAUUAUAUUAAAAACAAAUCGUUACAUGGCGAAUUUGUUUUCUUAAAUAGUAUAAACGAAGACUAUAACUGAAGAACUCUUUAAUGCCAGUGGGCUUGAGAACGAACUGAAAAUUUGUACAACUGUAUAACUUUCAACCACUUAAGUUGUAGAUGUUUUGCUCACAACUAUUUUUUUAUACAAACUUAUAUUUACCUGAUAAUCAUAAAUGUAUUAAGGAAAGGUAGUACAGUAGAAGCAGAGCUGCUGCAGGUACUUUCGAUACUUGUGGUGGUCGGUGAAUGGUGUUGCAGAUAGACUCGGUGUGGGGCUGGGCGUCACCCCCACUGCGCCUCCAGCUAGCUGGAGGGACCAGGGGUGCCUCAGGGAGACCAGGGGCAAGUGUCCCAUCCUCACAAAGGAUGGGUGACAUGGUUGUAGAACGUGCUACCUCUCCAGCACGUUUAAGUCAUACAUCGGAAAAGCAUCCUCGUGCUAUGCUUACUGAACUCAAUGUUCUUCGUCGUCAUAGAGAAUUAUGUGACGUUGUUCUUAACAUUGGUUCUAGAAAGAUAUUUGCACAUAGAGUCAUUCUUUCUGCUUGCAGUCCUUAUUUCAGAGCUAUGUUUACUGGAGAGUUAGCAGAAUCUCGUCAAACUGAAGUUACAAUACGUGACAUAGAUGAAUUGGCAAUGGAAUUACUCAUUGAAUUUUGCUACACUUCACACAUUAUUGUCGAGGAAGCAAAUGUCCAAACUCUCCUUCCAGCAGCAUGCCUUCUUCAGCUAGCAGAAAUUCAAGAUAUAUGCUGUGAAUUUUUAAAACGACAAUUGGAUCCGUCGAAUUGUUUGGGUAUAAGAGCUUUCGCAGAUACUCAUUCAUGUCGAGAACUUUUACGUAUUGCUGAUAAAUUUACUCAACAUAAUUUUCAAGAGGUAAUGGAAAGUGAAGAAUUUCUGUUAUUACCUGUUGGACAAUUAGUAGAUAUUAUAUCAUCGGAUGAAUUAAAUGUACGAACGGAAGAACAAGUUUUCAGUGCUGUAAUGAAUUGGGUUAAAUAUAAUGUAACAGAAAGAAGACAACAUUUAGCACAAGUUUUACAACAUGUGCGACUGCCACUUUUAAGUCCAAAAUUUUUAGUAGGCACUGUAGGAUCAGAUUUAUUAGUUCGUUCAGAUGAUGCAUGUAGAGAUUUAGUUGACGAAGCAAAAAAUUACUUAUUAUUACCACAAGAAAGACCAUUAAUGCAAGGACCCAGAACACGUCCUAGAAAGCCUACGAGAAGAGGCGAGGUAUUAUUUGCUGUUGGUGGUUGGUGUUCUGGUGAUGCUAUUGCAAGUGUAGAAAGAUUUGACCCUAAUACCGGAGAUUGGAAAAUGGUUGCACCAAUGAGUAAACGAAGAUGUGGUGUAGGAGUAGCAGUUUUAAAUGAAUUACUAUAUGCUGUUGGCGGACAUGAUGGACAAAGUUAUUUAAAUAGUAUAGAGAGGUACGAUCCCCAAACAAAUCAAUGGUCUUGUGAUGUUGCACCUACAACAUCUUGUAGAACGAGUGUAGGUGUUGCAGUUUUGGAUGGUUAUCUUUAUGCAGUAGGUGGUCAAGAUGGAGUACAAUGUCUUAAUCACGUUGAAAGGUAUGAUCCUAAAGAAAAUAAAUGGUCAAAAGUAUCGCCAAUGACUACAAGAAGAUUAGGAGUAGCUGUUGCUGUGCUUGGUGGUUAUUUAUAUGCUAUCGGCGGGUCCGAUGGACAAUCGCCUUUGAAUACUGUAGAAAGAUAUGAUCCUAGACACAAUAAAUGGUCUCAAGUAUCUCCAAUGUCCACUAGACGUAAACAUUUAGGCUGUGCAGUAUUUAAUAAUUUAAUUUAUGCUGUGGGAGGACGCGAUGAUUGUAUGGAGUUAUCUAGCGCAGAAAGAUACAAUCCUCACACAAAUUCAUGGAGUCCUAUAGUAGCCAUGACUUCGAGAAGAAGUGGAGUUGGUUUAGCAGUAGUGAAUGGUCAAUUGUAUGCAGUAGGUGGAUUUGAUGGAACAGCAUAUCUAAAAACGAUUGAAGUAUACGAUCCAGAACAAAAUCAGUGGAAACUAUGUGGUUGUAUGAAUUAUAGACGACUUGGUGGAGGUGUGGGAGUUAUGCGAGCUCCACAAACUGAAAACUAUAUUUGGUAGCUCAGGCUACCCUCUUCAGCCCAAACGGCUGAAACGCCAGUGACUCCUCUUACGCCGGUAACUCCUGUUACACCUGUAACUCCCCCUGCUCCAAUAUCGGUUCCUAUUGUUAUAACUAAUUCUAGAAAACGGUACCGUCGUUCAAUGAGCAUUAUAUGAAAGAAACAUUUGCAUUUUACAAAGAGAUUUUGCCUUUCUGCCGAUGAAGUCUAUCUCUUAAAAAAAUAUUUUGUAUAAAUAUUUUGAAUCAUAAUUUAUAUCAGGGACCGAAACUGAUAUUAAAAAUAUUAGUAUGGAAUCAAUCUAUACGUCUAUUUGCAUCGAAAAAUCAUUUUGUAUGAUACCGAAGUGUAUCAUAUUGUUAUAAUAAUGAGUCCAUUUAUAGAAAUUAAAGAUGCCUCAAUAAUACCAACAUUAACAUAUGAUGUAGCAAGAUUUGUAAUUAUAUAAUAGAUUAAUUGAAAAUCGGUUCCUGAUUGAGAAAAUUAUUUUAUUACUUAUUCUAAUUUAAUUAAUAAUAUAUAUAACAUUAUUAUAUAUGGAUUUACUCUGAAAGGUUAUCGAGAUUUUUGGGAAAAACAUUUUUAAAAUUUUAAAUUGAACUAUUUAGGAAGAAAAAAUGCAAAAUUAUUGAAAUAUUGUUUUGUAUUUCUAAUUAAUUGGUAUCAAUGUAUUUCUUAUAUGAAGACUUAUAUUGGAUUCUCUUAUUUCUGCAAUAUAAUCCAGUAUUGCUUCUUGUAUUUUAAUUACUUCAGUGUUGCUGUCAUGCCAAUCCUUUGUAAUAGCAACAACUGUAUAUAUACUGGAUAAUGCUAAUAAUUUGUGCAUACUAUAACACAUACAAAUUUGAUUGUUUGAAGUAAUAUUUAAUAGAUAUUUUGCUUUUUAGUAGUUAUUUUAAGAAACUACCAAAGUAAAUGUAUAUUUUUAUGUUCUUUUUUUUUGUAUCUAUGAGACUGAUUGAUCAAUUUAUGUAAAUGUCAAGUUGUUAAAUUGAUUUUUUGUCAUAGUUAUAUCACUCAUCAUUUUGUGAUAAAAAUGCUUAAACAUUGGAUGUUUACUUGAAAUUUAUUCACAACA